Molecule: messenger RNA, 701 nt
Organism: Chlorocebus sabaeus (green monkey)
Lineage: Eukaryota; Metazoa; Chordata; Mammalia; Primates; Cercopithecidae
Source: RefSeq, a predicted model, not a curated record
UCAGCUAGGAACCAUGAGAGGACAAGAUGACAUCUCUUCAGGAUGGUGUAGAGAUGUGGGGGGAGUGUGCAGGGCUGGUGUGCGAGGGGUGGGGACACGUUGGGUUCAUGGUGCUGUUUGUGCAGGUGGCCUCCGGGAGAGCAGUUUCCGGAGAUGAAUUUCCUUCUCCUCCACCACUGCCCGUGGUCUCUGAGGCUGAUGGAGAGAGACCCGCCACACCCCUGCAACCCCUGGAAUCAAAGCCACCCAGCAUCAGAGCACGGACGAUCAAGGUGGACUUACCCGCUCAGAAAGAAUGUGGGGCUUCCGUCGAGGGAGACCUCAAUGACCUUCCUUUGAAAAGAAAAAUGUCUUUGCAAGUAGGUAAAUAAAAAAAGAAAAAGGAAAGAAAAGAAAAACGGAAAAAGAUUUUCAUUUCAAAAUAAUCUUUAUUAUCUGAGGAUUACAAGAAUUGUCACUUCAAUUAUGCUGACGUCUCUUCUUAGAAGGAGGUAUAAUGGCUUUCUCCUUCCAAGCUGGAGUGACUGUCAUUAGGUGUGGGAUGUACUCCAUUACUUAACUCCCUGCCAUUAGAAAUGUUUAGUGGAGACACUGGCUGAUUUUUCUUUUUCUUUCACUCUGCUCAACCCUCCAACUCCUCUUCUUCUGGCACAAAAGCACAAGAAGCAGCAGAAAACGCAUAUGAGCUUUCAAGGCAGGGA